Messenger RNA from Microplitis mediator, 1280 nucleotides. Its product is annotated as valacyclovir hydrolase-like. The transcript is spliced from 5 exons. Lineage: Eukaryota; Metazoa; Arthropoda; Insecta; Hymenoptera; Braconidae. The record is from RefSeq and is a predicted model, not a curated record. The coding region runs from base 1 to 885 and encodes 294 amino acids.
AUGUUAAUGAGAAUGUCUAAAAAACUUAAUCUGAACAAAUUUAUUAAUUUGUAUCAAAUGAAAAAUUCGAACAGACUUCAUACAAGUGUACAAAAUUUAUCAAUAGUUAAUCCAAAAAUUGAGGAAAAUAAAAUAAAUCUCAAAGGUAUUAACAUCAAUUAUCUCAAAACUGGUACUGGAAAACAAACAGUUUUAUUCUCACCAAGCCCUAUAGGAAGUAUAUUGACAGACUUUAAGCCACAAAUUGAAAGCUUAGACAAGACAAAAUUCACAAUCGUUGCGUGGGAUCCGCCAGGUUAUGGAAAAUCUCGUCCACCGGAAAGAGAUUACUCAGGAGAUUUUGGUCAAAGAGAUGCUGAAUGUGCUUAUGAAUUAAUGAAUACUUUGGGUGUUUCUAAAUUUUCUCUAGUUUCUUGGAGCAGCAGUGGGAUUUCUUCUAUGAGAAUUGCUGCUACAUACCCUCAAUGUGUUGAUAAACUUAUUUUAAUGUGUUGUCCCAUACAACCAUCUUUUCAAGAUUUAGAAACUCACAACACUAUGAAAAAUCUGAGUACAUGGCCUAAAAAAAGGAAAGCAUCUUUGGUAUCAUUGUAUGGUGAAGAGGAUCUCAGUAAAAUGUGGAAUUCAUGGGUAGAUUAUUUGAUUCAUGUUUUUCACAAUGAAAAUGGUACUUUUCUUAGAGAAGUUGUUCCAAACGUGAAAUGUCCUACAUUAAUUCUACAUGGUAAUAAAGAUAACUUUGUCCAUCCAAAAAAUGCUUUCAUCCUAAAUAGUAGUAUCCACAAUUCAAGAGUAAAGAUACUUGAAGGAGGACAUAAUGCUCAUCUUAAAUAUCCCGACGAAUAUAGUAAACUAAUAACGGAAUUUUUAUUAGAAGAAAAUUAAAACAUUCUAUAAAAAACAAUAUAUAUUCAUUUUUGCACAACUCAAUUGCGAAGCAAUGAGACGUGUUCUGCUAACGCUUACUCGGUCCGGCUGAUUCACUCACGUAAAAAUCACAUAUAUACUUAUCCUAAUAUUAUCAACUAGAAAAAAAUUCGUAGCAUCCCGGAAAAAAAAGAUUUUAUAUGAUCUUAUAAAGUUCUUAUAAAAAUUAAUAUACUCUCGUGAGGACUUUACACAGAAAAAAAAAAUCUUGACUCAAGAAAAUUUUUCUUCAACCAAGAAAUUUUCCAGCGAGUGAAAUGAAAACCGGAAAUUUCUUGAACGAAGUGAAAUAAUUUCUUGAAUUUCAAAUCUUCAAUUAAGAAAAAAAAUUCUUAAGCCAAUACAUAUUUCAU